GAUGCCCUGGACGUACACGACGUAAAAGAACGUGUGCAUGUGAAUUCACAAAUUACAUGGCUGCUUUCUCCGGGCCAAAGUGAUCGAAUCUAGCCGCCUAAACUGUCAAUUCCCAGCCAGAUUACUGGCAUAUCGGCGAGUUCAUCGGUCUCUCUGGCUCUCCUAGAUUGAUGUGGAUACUGAGGGAGUGAACAAUAUCGCCUUUGGAUGAGUAUUUGAGGGAAAUUUUCCGUUUGAUGGUUUUGGCAGAGAACGGCGCCGAACACAGCGCACGGUGAAUCUGACCGCAUACACGGCAUACGUUGGCCCAAAUGGCACAGAGGUAUCAUGAAGAUGGCUUACCCCACUACGGCGGUUUAGAAGCAUCAGCUACAUCCAUGUAUGAAGCCCACGCCCCCCGCUCUGCAGUUCACUACUCCCAGGCCUAUGGCCAGCCCAGCAUACCACAGCUGAACCACGCCCCAGCUGUAGGCCACCCACAGUUCUACCCCAGCCACACCCCUAACGUCAUGACGCCGGUCUCAACAGGAGUGCCAGACACACACAAAAGAGACAAAGAUGCCAUAUACGGCCAUCCCUUAUUUCCACUUCUUGCACUCAUCUUUGAGAAGUGCGAGCUUGCAACCUGCACACCUCGUGAGCCAGGGGUGGCGGGUGGCGACGUUUGUUCCUCAGAGUCCUUCAAUGAAGACAUAGCAGUUUUUGCUAAGCAGGCAAGGACUGACAAGCAGUACUUCUCCAGUAAUGAGGAACUUGAUAGUUUGAUGAUUCAGUCUAUUCAGGUACUGCGAUUUCACUUAUUAGAAUUGGAAAAGGUACAUGAGCUAUGUGACAACUUCUGCCAUCGGUACAUCAACUGUUUAAAAGGGAAGAUGCCCAUUGAUUUAGUGAUUGAGGACCGGGAAGGAGGCAUGAACGGAGGAAAGCCAGGCUUGGGCGAGAACCACACAGAUUCCAGAAGUGAAACGGGCUCAGUUGGCCCACCCACCCAGGGAGCUGUGACCCCGUCCAUGCAGCAGCCCAGCAGCAACUACAGCCAGCACUCAGGCAGCUUACCGCUGGGCAGCCACAGCCAGCAGCCGCCAGAUGACACUCACUCCAAUGCAGGGUCGGACACACCGCUGACGAACAUGGUGGCGCAGAUGCAUUCUGGGGACAACAACAGUGAGACAGAUGGCGGCCUAGACAACAGUCUGGGGUCGGGGGAGGGUACCGGGGAAGAUGACGAUGAUGAUAGAGCUGCCAAACGCCAGAAGAAACGAGGCAUCUUCCCCAAGUCAGCCACUAACAUCAUGAGGGCGUGGCUUUUCCAGCACCUCACUCACCCCUACCCGUCAGAAGAGCAGAAGAAACAGCUAGCCCAAGACACGGGCCUGACAAUCCUACAAGUCAACAACUGGUUCAUCAAUGCCCGACGCAGGAUAGUCCAACCAAUGAUAGACCAAUCCAACCGUGCAGGUGGUCAGGGCAUGAUUGGCAGUGACAUGAUUAGCCAGUCAGGAGCUGUCUCAGGCAUGGGCAUGCCCCCUGCCUCAGGUGGCUCCUCCUACUCCCACUCUACCCAGCUCCACCCCUCCAUGCACUCCCAAGCCAUGAUGCUCGCCGGCCACCCCCACUCCAUGAUGAUGUCCCAUCAUGCAUCGGGGCACAGUGGAUCUCACAGUGCGGUUGGCCAGUCAUCACCAAGUCUUCUCAACCACAACGACUCAGUCACAGCGUGAGGAAGAAGAAAAAAAAGACGACACAAAAACAAUUGUAUACGUAGCCACCGACAAGUUAUAUUGUCAAAGUCAUCCUUUUUGAUCUAGUGUAAUUGGAUUUUAAACCUCUGUGGUAUAUCAUGGUACUUUUCACCUGGGCCAAUGCUCUUACUCCCACUGUUACAGCCCACCCACAUACUCUUGUCUACUCCAAAAACACUUGCGGAACUGUUUACCUGUAUACCACUUUUUACCCUUUCACUUGAUGGAAAUAUGUACAAACUAGUAUUCUUGCCAUGCAAAUUUGGAAACAGACUAAAUUAUUUGCUUUAAAUGGAUUCCUGAUGAUAUGGAUGAGAGAAACUUCCAACCUUUAGGCAAGAGGUCCCAACUUGUACUAAAUUCUAGUCAAGUGACCAGUGUUGACAUCAAGCCUUCCUAUUUUGCCUCUUCUGAUUAAGCCGAAGGUCACUUUAUAGUAUAAUGUAUUUAGCCAUUGAAUUGGUUACAUUUGUUUAGAUGCCAAGUUGUAGAUUUGGCAUUGAUGGCUUUGGCUGCAAAGAAGGGAAAUACAUGGCUUGCCAACAAUUCAAUUAUUUUGACAGACCUUGCUAUUCCAAUUAAGGAAAAAUAUUCAAAAAUUGAAAGUGACCAAUUGAAAGUCACCAUCAGGUAUUCAUGCAAUAUGCAAAUGAGGGAGUUGAGAUCUUUCAUGUUGCCACGACUUGUAGGCAAAUGAUUCUCAUCUUAGUUACUCUCAACAAGUGACAUCAAAGAGCCAGUAUUAUUUGAUACUAUGGACACUCCAUCCUCCAGUGAAUCUCUUUUAGCCCUGCAUUUCCGAGACACAACAUGACUUGAUACGGCUUUUGUAUGUCAUUUGAUUUUUGAGCUAACUUGAAUCCCUUAUCCUGAUUGGUCACAUGCAUGGCAGCUGACCAUGCAGUACAUGCUCAUACACCACAAGUCUGAUUGCACACCGCACGUUGCAUUAUUGCAAGGUUAAGCGUACCAAUUCAAAGCUGCAGAGUACACCGUGAAUAAAAAAAUGUACCCGGGUGCCGAGUUUGCUGGAAAAUAAAUUUGUCCCACUCGUUUGAGUGGAACACGGCAUAAUGUGGUGUGGUGUAGUCCCAAAUAUCACCGACAGACACCGUUAUGUUACACUCACACAAGCAAGGUAAUGAAGCUGAGUUAUCUGGACACUUGCUCUUUAAGCAUUUUUGUCCUAGUUUGUGUGGUGGACUUAUCAUGAUGAUUGAUUCGUGAAAAUUUCACAAGUUAUUUCUGCCCCCCCCCAAAAUAGCAGUUGACAGUUUUGUUUGUUACUUUUUAAAUAUAUUUAAACUUGGAUGUAGUGUUAAUAACUUGGUUAUAUAGCUCAUUUUUUGUGUAAAUAUACAUACGGUCUUCAAGUUUUUUAUUCGAAGAGUGCUUGUCGGGGUGAGAUUAUGACUUAGAUACCUAGAUCCUGUGUUUCAUCACGUACAUGUGAAUACUAACGUGUUUUUGUGUGGUUUUCGUGUCAUCUUUUGUUUUGUCUGAAAAAGGCAGAUGGUGUAACUUAAACACUUUACAGAGUUUGAAAUCUGUGUUAAGUAAUCAGUGAUCUGAGUGUCACAGUCUGUAUACUUAGUUUGCGUAACAUUGAAAUGUAUGCUGCCCACCUGGUUUUGUGUUAAUUGCUUUUAUUUAACAUUUCUUCAAAAUGGCUUGUCCCAUUGAUGCUUUGGGAAAUUCAUGGGAUUUGACAUCAGACUGAUGUAAAACAAGGAGAAGAAAAAGAGAAUAUUAAUUGUCUUAAAUGUGCAGCCAUUGUUGGUAAUGGUUUGUACAUUUGAGAGUGCAAUAUGUUCUGGUUAUAGAAAAUGCCACGUUGAUCAUGACGGGCAGAAUUUCAUCAGCAUUGUUAAAGUAGGUUUUCGAUUUUUCUGGGCAAUUUUUAGCAGUAAUGUAACCAAAGUAUUGGUGCUUGCAGAACUAAAAAAGGAUUUAUUUGGUGUAAAUACAUAGUCCAUUUGUACGAGUGUGUAUUUAAAACAGUUGAUAAAACAUUGCUUCUUAUAAUACUAUCCAACGUGUGGAUACAAAUGAGACACAGCAUUUUUAACUAGACCGUUUUGUUAUGUUGGGGCACUACUUUAUUGAAAUAUUUUGACAGACAUGUUUGAAAUAGGAUAACACUAUUCUUGCCCUGUUUUGGUGAAGUAUGCAAAAUGGUACCCUUGCUUACUGACUUUUAACUUCUUUUGUCCCCUUUUGUUCAGUAAUCUUGUGCUUAUUUUGAUUGGACAGGCACAAAUAUAUUUAUCAACUGCUCUGAUUCUUGAAAACUACUUAACUAAUUUGUCUCCUGUUAGAAGUGAGAUGUUAAAAACAUGAAGAUAGACAGGAGGAAAAAUUACUACUGGUUGGGGGGUCAUAUAAGCCAUGCAACCCCCCAUUUGUAUUUUGUUCUUGCCAAGAACAGUGCAUGUUUGUGGAUAUCAUGCUGCAUUUGAGGGGUUCCAGCUUACUGUAAAUUCAUCUCAGAACCAAUUGGCAAGACACCAGUUGCUAUCCAUUAAAGUUAUCGCAUUUGCCAUGCAGAACAAGUUUCUGUAGAUGAAGCCAAGUAACCAGAUCUGAUAUCCCUGUGGGCCACUGCAGCACUCCGUGUAAAGCUGGAUUUUGCUCUUGAAAAUGAAUGCGACUGUGAACUUGCAGUGAUGAUGUCAUGAAAUUUUCAUGGCAAAAUCUGCAGUGUGUUGGAUUGUGAACUCCCAUUUAAAGUUCCUACAGGGAUUAGGACAUCGUAAAUCUGCAGGGAUGUUUGAUUUUAGAACUGGCCUAGGUGUAUAUGAAGAGGGAUUGCUGCUUGGAGUGCAAAAGGGCUGAUAUGCUGGCACCACAAACACUCGAGUUGUCCUCUGCCACAUUCAAGCAUGUGCUAGCACUCUGUGUAAGGUAGAACCAAUUAAGUUAUGGGAUUUAUGCCGUUCAUGUUCCCGGAACCAGUUAAUAUCAAGAAAAUGCAAGCAACAAAGCUUUCUGCAGUGUGGUAAUAUACGGCAAAUGAAAGGUCAGGUAGAGGGCUUUGGCAUUAAUUACUCAUGGUUACCCUUGAUGGCAGUGUGGAACAUGUAUUCUAAUUGAACAGCACACUUCUUAUUGUCGGAAACUUCUAAUUAUAACAGGACACCACCAUAUGGUUUGGGGGGAAAAAAUGGCUCAAAGCCAAGAUUACUUCCGAGUGUUUGACCAGAAACGAAUAUAGAAAUAUCUGUUAAAUACAAAUGCGUCAACUGCGCAUUUAGAUUGCUGUGGAACAUUUGUUGAAUGUAAUCUACCUGUAUUCUCAUGGGGUCCUUCUCAUUUCACUUUAGGUAAUUGUAAACGGAUGAUCAGGAAGAAAAAGGGGAAAGUGAAAUGUCUCCGAGAAGAAAUCCAAGAUGAAAGGGAAGUGUAGGAUUAACUUUCAUGGAAAUGCUACAAAUGUAUUCAACAUUUAAUGACUGCAGAGUGUUUCAUUAAUGUUAUAUUAGACAUUUGUGAAUAUGUAUUAAAUAAAUUUCACAGAUUUUGAUGACACAAGAAGCAUAGUAACAAAGUUCAGAAAAAAAAAUUAAUGGCACAGUGCUGUUUCAUUUGUAAUAUGAAAUAAUGAAAGCAUUUUGCCUACAUGAUUGGACUGCUUUUGUUGUUAAACCUUGAGAGGUCUUUAUUUUUUAGAUGUACACAGCGAUUGGAUUUUUCUACCUCUUGUAUUUAUAUUAUCAGGAUCCAUGUGGAUAUAAUUCUUUAUGGAUUGAUGAAAUGUUACUUUUCCCCAGUCCCAAGAACAAGGAGUAUUCAAGGUUGUAACAUUGUGCAGAUUCUUUCUCAUAUCUUGCUUCAUGUUAUUUUAAAGAUAUUUUGAAGUUGAAGAUUAAGGUCAUCUAUUUACCUCAGCCCCAGGGUGUUCUGACCAAUCACAGUCAUGAUUCAUGUUCAACAUGUGUGCACAAAAGUGCAACAUGCGUGUACGCAUGCAUGACACAAGCGGCUGGUACAUGGCAGCGAGAUAUGGAAGAGGCACACAUUUAUUGCCUAUUUGUAAUGCGAGCAGGGAUGGCUGUAUUUAUUUUGUACACAAAUCUAGGUAUGUGAUCAGUGCACAUCAGCGAGUCACUAAUGGCAGAUGGUUUGUAUACCAAGUGUUGUUCCAGAAAAAAUGAAUCAUUGUGCGCCCCCCUCAUUGGAAGCAGAGGGGUUGGGUUGACGCUUAUUGGAUUUCACUGCCAGUUUUAUAUGAAACGAGUCGUGCAAAGUCGGUUCCAUACUGUGACAAGCUCUCGUGUAGCGAGUCGACAGGGCUAGCAUAGUUCUUUGCCAUUACAAUAAGAUUUCCUGGUGUUAAGUGAUCAAAUGCCCUAGAUCUUGGCAGUCAGGUUGAAAUUUGGAUGGAUCAGCUUCUUGCUGAUUCUGUUUUCUUUCAUUGAUGUAGGCCCUUUGCACUGAACCUGACUGAUUGAAAUGGGAUCCACCAUUUUUGGAGUCAAAUGUCCACUGAAAGGAUUCUUCUAUCUGGGGUUAUAUACAAAGCUACACCGGUUCCAGGCACACAGUGUACGUUGGUAAAAAAAAAACAAUAGUUGUUCAAGGUUUUUAUAGCUGUAUGUAGUUGCUUGGUAACUGAUGCAGAUGGCCUAAACUGGCUUCAAAAAUGGCAUGGCAUAACAUGUCAGGUAUAGAAAGUGAUUCCAGCCGCAAAUGGUCUCUAACAGAAAGGCAUCUUGUUAAUACCAGGGUUUUUUUAGCACCCCAAGCAAGCAAAAAUGACUGAUGUGCCAAAAACAUCUAAAAGUGUUGAGAAAACUAUUUUGUUUAGUUCCUUGUAACACAGAGUGUCAAAUGUAUACAUGUUCACAUAGUUAUUUCAGUAUGUGUAACACAGAAACUUACUUUAAAAGAUGUGUGAACACUUUCCUUAUUUAAACCAAUUUAAAACACUUAUACAUUUUCAGUUAUAUUAAACUGAAAAAAAGUCUUUAAAAGUUGUUUGGAUUAGAAUGCUUAAAAGCUGUGGUGUUUUCCUGUUCUGUCUUGUAGAAUGAUGUACAUUGUUAGUUCAGAGGUAACACGCUUGUGCCACACUUCUCUUUAUGGUGUGGCCCCAUCAUAACUUUUUGUGUUUUCUAAGCUACAUGUAGCAUGUAUACCUAUGCUUUAUUUUUUUUUUGGUUGUUUUCCCUUGCUGUUUUUGUCAUUUUUUGGUCAUGUGUUAUAGCUUUGAAUGCUAGUGUAUAGAAAAGCUGACAAGCUGUAACUCUUACCAGUGAUAUACAAUAAACUGUUAAUGAACAGAAAAGUGUUC
Acanthaster planci (crown-of-thorns starfish) is the source of this 7035-nucleotide messenger RNA. RefSeq names its product homeobox protein Meis1-like. Gene Ontology annotation, molecular function: DNA binding. Gene Ontology annotation, biological process: regulation of DNA-templated transcription. NCBI's taxonomy places the organism in Eukaryota, Metazoa, Echinodermata, Asteroidea, Valvatida, Acanthasteridae. The record is from RefSeq and is a predicted model, not a curated record.